AUGGAUACAACAUCUAUCGAUUCAUUUGGCUCAUUCGGAACCGCAUCGAUCGAUGAAGACAAAUUGCGCGAAACUUUUCAGAAAGCCUUACUAUCUGCUAAAAAGGAAGCAUGGAAUGAAAGCUUUUCGCAAUUAACUGAAAUAAUAAAUAUUGGAACUACUGACAUUCCAUUUCUAUCAAAAGUUUACAUGUGGUGCGGAUUAAUUGCAAUGAAAAUGGACCAAAUCGAUAUUGCUUAUGACUUUUUUCAACACGAACUGGAUGCUCAAAAAUUAUUGAAUAAUUUGGAGGGCGCAGCACAGGCUUACAAACGAAUCAUCGAACUUCGAGUAAAGUCGGGAAAUUUUAACCGAGCGAAGUCGCUUGGGCUCGAAUUAAUUGGUUUAGCCCAAGAUAAAAAUGACAAGGAAGUUGUUCUUGAUGCAAGACUUACACUUAUUGAUAUUUACAUCAAAGAAACUGAAAAAACUGAAAAUGAUGAAGAAAAGAAAUCGAUUUUUGAAGAAGCGAAAAAUCAAUUAAGGUUAUGCGCUGCGGAAUCGGAAUCAAGUAAUCCAUUAGUUCUGAUGCGAGAAGCCAAAAUUGAAGCGAUGACAGGAAAUGAUUCGAAUGCGGAGACGUUGUAUAUCCAGUGUAUUAAUAUUUUUAACAAAAUGAAAAACUUGGAAAAAAUCCACGAGUGCCACUUCGAGAUCGGCAACAUGCACAGUGGAAAGUUUCUUUUGCCGGCGAUUGAACGGUUAAAGACCGCGCUUUAUUACGCGAAAAAGUGCAACAACAAAAACAAGACAAUCGAAUAUACGAUUGGAGUUUCUGAGCUGCUUUCGAGAGGGAAUCGAUACGAUGAAGCUUUUUCGAAUGCUUUGGAUGCCCUUCGCUUAUCAAGGGAUUACUCGGACCAAUAUUCGAUAUAUUCAAUUAUUGCUGCCGCUGAUGCUCUUAUUGGUUUAAAACUCUACGAAAAAGUUGCCUACUUUAUUGUCAUUGGAAGUCUUUUGGCCAAAGUGACUGAUAAUGCGAAGUUAUUCGAAAAGCUCUACAAGAAAAUUGACGCCGCGACGAUACAAAUGAGGAAUGAACUAGCUGAAAAUGAGAAAGUUGAGCUGCAUUUGGAUGGAUCAGACGAUUGGAUGCCGUUUGAGGAUGUUGGUACCGUUAUCCGAUUGGAGCAUGUGACAACGCUGGAAACAUGGAGACAGACGAUAACGGGAAUCAUGGAAAAGAAGAAAAAGGCAGCUGAGCCUGCUCCAGAGCAGAGUGAAGACGACUUUUUCAAUCUUAUUAUGAAAUUGAAUUCGAGAAUGGAAACACAACGAGCAGAAUUGCCACAGAUUAAUUUCAGUCGACCGGUGACAAGGCCUCAAUCAUCACUGUCGAAGCAGAAGAGCAGUCGAAUUUUGCCUGGACUACGCGCAAGUGUGGCAAAGUUUAAAGAUUUGAAAGUUGACGCGAAGACGCUUAAGGGCUACUUAAAGAAGCGAGGAAAAGCGAAAAGUAAAGUAUCGCUGAAUUCGGAUUCAUUAUCCCAAGAUAUUGCAGAAGAUUCAUCAGUUGCAGAAACAAUUUGCUCAGCCGGUGACGUCGCUUCUUGCGAUAGCAUUUCGCUUAACAAGGAGAACAUCGAGAAUCGCGAACCUUCGACCUCAGGCCCGUCGCAACGCUGA
Molecule: messenger RNA, 1665 nt
Organism: Caenorhabditis bovis
Lineage: Eukaryota; Metazoa; Nematoda; Chromadorea; Rhabditida; Rhabditidae
Source: the annotation of a GenBank genome assembly